Messenger RNA from Blepharisma stoltei, 1326 nucleotides. NCBI's taxonomy places the organism in Eukaryota, Ciliophora, Heterotrichea, Heterotrichida, Blepharismidae. The record is from the annotation of a GenBank genome assembly.
AUGAGAGAAAUUAUUCAAAUUCAGACAGGACAAUGCGGAAAUUUAAUUGGCGCGAAAUUCUGGGAAGGAAUUUCAGCUGAGCAUGGCAUUGAUUUGAACCGAUCAUAUAUUGGAGAUUCUAAUGCCCAGUUAGAAAAAAUUAAUGUUUAUUAUGAUGAAGCAUCUAAAAAUUAUAUCCCGCGGGCUGUUAUGGUGGAUCUUGAGCCAAGGACUAUCGAUAAUUUGAGGUCUGGACCUUUGGGAAGGCUUUUUAGAGCUGAUAAUUUUAUAUCAGGGAAUACAGGAACAGGGAAUGAGUGAUCUAAAGGGCAUUAUUGUCAAGAAAUAUUUGACCCACUUAUGGACAUUAUAAGGAAAGAGUCUGAACGGUGUGACAGGAUCCAAGGAUUUCAAAUUUGCCACUCAAUUGGAGGAGGUACUGGUUCUGGGCUAGGAACAUUGAUUUUAGAGAAAAUCCGCGACGAUUUUGAACAUAUAAUUUUACAAACAAACUCUGUAUUUCCAUCCCCUAAAGUAUCUGACGUCGUCGUUGAGCCUUAUAACGCCAUUCUUACAAUGAAUGAGCUAAUUGAAAAUGCUACAUCAUGCUAUGCUUAUGACAAUCAAGCACUAUUUAAUAUUGCUUCAACUUGCCUAAAAAUCAAAAUGCCAACAUACAGAGAUUUAAAUUAUUUAAUAAGUUGCGGACUAACUGGGGCUACAUCAAGCUUAAGAUUUCCUGGACAAAUUAACUCAGAUGUAAGGAGGCUUACAGAAAAUUUAAUUCCUUUUCCAAGGAUCAAAUAUUUGAUGACAGGACUUUCACCUAUCACUCAAAGAGACUAUUAUCAGUUCCGGCCACCUACAAUUGUAGAACUUUCUGAGCAGAUGUUUGACCCAAAGACAAUGCUAUGUGAUGCUGAUAUCAGAAGUGGGAGAUUUCUGACAGCUGCUGCAAUGUUUCAAGGGGUCAUGUCUAUAAGUGAAAUCGAACUUCAGGUCAAGAAAAUUCAAGAUAAGUUUUCGCCCAAUUUCGUUGAGUGGAUUCCAUACAGUAUUCAGCUAUCCAAAUGUGAUAUGCCUAGAAAUAAUUGUAAGGGAAAUUUGACUACCAUUUGCAAUUCAACUUCAAUUCAAGAGAUUUUUAUAAGAAUCGAAAGACAGUUUAGUGCGAUGUUUAAGAAAAAAGCCUUUAUUCAUCACUAUGUCGAGGCUGGAGUUGAACAAAUGGAAUUCGUGGAAGCGAAGAACAGCGUGAUGGAUCUGAUUAGUGAAUAUCAGCAAUUUCAGGAUAUGAGCUCAGAUGAUAGUGAUAAAAGCAUUGAAGACGAUGUUUUCAAUAAUUAA